CUGAAAGCACCGAGAGACCUCACAAGGUCUGGCUUAGGUGUACAAAGCGCUGGAGGCGAGAGACAAGAACGAAGACCGGUGCAAUUUCGCAAAUAAUUAACUAAAAAUGCGAAACUUCGUUUUGCUUAUAUUUUCGGUCGUUCUCUUGACAUGUUUUGUCGAGGCCACUGUUUACUUUAAAGAGCAAUUCCUCGAUGGAGAUGCAUGGAAGAGUCGGUGGGUGAACUCCGAGCACAAGUCCGACUAUGGGCAGCUCAAACUUACUUCUGGAAACUUCUAUGGUGAUGCUGAGACAGACAAAGGCCUGCAGACCAGCCAGGACGCUCGCUUCUACGCCACGUCCGCCCGAUUCGAGCCCUUCAGCAAUGAGGGGAAGUCCCUGGUCAUCCAGUUCACAGUCAAACACGAGCAGAAGAUUGACUGUGGUGGCGGCUACAUCAAGCUCUUCCCUGCCGACCUCGACCAGACCAACAUGCAUGGCGACUCACAGUACUACAUUAUGUUCGGGCCAGAUAUUUGUGGCUACAGCACCAAGAAAGUUCACGUCAUCUUCAACUACAAAGGCAAGAACCACCUCAUCAAGAAGGACAUCAAGUGCAAAGACGACGAGCUGACCCACCUGUACACGCUGAUCCUGAAUCCAGACCAGACGUACGAGGUGAAGAUCGACAAUGAGAAGGUGGAGUCUGGUUCCCUGGAGGAGGACUGGGAUUUGCUGCCCCCAAAGAAGAUCAAGGACCCUGAGGCCAAGAAGCCAGAGGACUGGGAUGAUCGUGCUAAGAUCGCCGAUGAGACAGAUACCAAGCCAGAGGACUGGGACAAGCCCGAGAACAUUCCAGAUCCCGACGCCAAGAAGCCUGAAGACUGGGACGAGGACAUGGACGGUGAAUGGGAGCCUCCCAUGAUCCCCAACCCAGAGUACAAGGGAGAAUGGAAGCCCAAGCAGAUUGAUAACCCCAACUACAAAGGUGUGUGGGUGCACCCUGAGAUCGACAACCCUGAGUACAGCGCCGACACACAGAUUUACAAGUAUGACAACAUCGGAGUCCUCGGCCUGGAUCUGUGGCAGGUCAAGUCUGGUACCAUUUUUGACAACUUCCUGAUCACAGAUGAUGUGAAAACAGCAGAGGAGUUUGGAAAUGAGACCUGGGGAGUUACUAAAGGUCCAGAGAAGAAAAUGAAGGAAGAACAAGAUGAAAAGAAACGCAAAGAGGAAGAGGAAAAGAAUAAGGAGCAGGACACGGCGGUGGAGGAGGAUGAUGAUGACGAUGAUGAUGAUGAGGAGGAAGAGGAGGGGGAAGAGGAGACAACUGAGGAGGCAGACUCUGAGGGAGAGGAUGAUGAGUCCCACCCCAAAGAUGAGCUGUAAAGCUCAUGAGUACAUCUGAGAUGCAGUCACCAACUGCUGUAUGGCAGCCAUUUGGGAGGGGGGGGAGGUUUGAUCCUGUUUGGACUGUAACUCUCUUCUGGUUGGUUUGGUUUGUAUGGACAGAAGGGAGAAUAAUGGGUCUGAAACUUAGAAAUCCUAGAAAUAGAUUUUUUUUUUUGGGUUGUUUGGUAGGGGGUGUGAUGAAGAAUUGCCAGAUGGGUGGGUGGGGGGGGUCAUACAUUUUCCUGUUGCCUCAUCAAAAGAGGAAAAACAAAAAAAAUCUAACAAAAACCCCACACACACAAACAGCUACUAAAACCUGUUGGUUACAGCAGGUCCGGUUACUUUGCCCUGCAGCGCUGCCUAACCAUAAGGUAGCACGUGCUUCUUAUUGCAUGAUGGGUAUGCCCUUCAUCAACAAGCAAGUCCUGAAUCUUUUGAAGUUUGACGCUGCAAUAAGUACGUUGACGUUACUGGUUAAAUGCCAGCUCGUAAUGCUCCUGGCCAUGACGUGGCUCACAAAGAGGAAGAAGGAAGAUGAGCUGUCUGCGUUGUGGGUUUUAUGAGCUAUGCAAUGAACGAAUGUUAUUACCCUCCCAGUCACAUGAUUUGAGAUUUGUCACGUUUGAGUUUCAAAUAACAGCUGGAUGUACUGUUGCCAGUAAGUAAUUCCUGCCUUCUGUCAUUUUUCCCUCUUCAAGCACUGACUUUGGGUUGGGGUUUUUUUGUUUUGUUUUUUGUCUCCAACUAAAUUGAGACUCAGUUGUUCCAGUUCUAUUUAUUCAACAUCUGGUGUGUAAAUUGAGUAAAACGUCACACAGACUAUCUGCAAACUCAUCUGUUCAGUGCAUUUUACAUUUUUUUUUAUGUAACUAUGUAUACUGAAUACCAUUUUUUUUCUUCCAAAGGAACUUUGUUUUUUCUUUACACACUGUGAACAUGGUGACCAACAUGCCCAGAAUGGACUUGUCUUGAUUUGAAGUAGCCCUGCUUACAAAUCAGGGUGUGGCUUCCAAAAAAGUGCCUCAGCACAAAGAUUGCGGAAAAAUUUCAGCGCUGGCGUCACUCAGUCCUCUAGCAAAGAGGACUUUUAUGCUACGGUACUCUUAGGAAACGUGGCUCAGUUCUUGUCAGUGCAUUGCAAUUAAUGCUAAAUUUUAAUAAAAGAAUUUAUUAAUGA
Electrophorus electricus (electric eel) is the source of this 2549-nucleotide messenger RNA. RefSeq names its product calreticulin 3b (gene calr3b). Gene Ontology annotation, biological process: protein folding; ERAD pathway. Gene Ontology annotation, molecular function: calcium ion binding. The record is from RefSeq and is a predicted model, not a curated record. Gene Ontology annotation, cellular component: endoplasmic reticulum membrane; endoplasmic reticulum. Lineage: Eukaryota; Metazoa; Chordata; Actinopteri; Gymnotiformes; Gymnotidae.